AUGCUUACUCUGAAACCUUUCAUGUACAUAGUGAUGAUAUUGUUUGUUCUCUCUUCAUCUUUGGAUUUUUACCUAAUGAUUCAACGCAUAAUCAUAGACAUGAGGGAUUAA
This is a messenger RNA of Spirodela intermedia, 111 nucleotides long. The record is from the annotation of a GenBank genome assembly. Lineage: Eukaryota; Viridiplantae; Streptophyta; Magnoliopsida; Alismatales; Araceae.